UGUGCAUCAUUGACUAAACCUUGGCAUGCUUCUCCUCUGCAUUUUUUGAAUCAGAUUGACAGUUAGAGAUAUGGCUACUGUUGGAGAUAAAAGUGGUAGGGACGAGAUUGAUGAUAAACUGAAUAACACGGUGGAAGUAGUAACUUCUUCCGAUGAAGAUCCAGAUUCAGGUUCAGGUUCAGAUUUAGAUUCCGAUUACGAGAUUGAUGAUGAACUGAAUAACACGGUGAAAGUAGUAACUUCUUCUGAUGAAGAUUCAGAUUCAGAUUCAGAUUCAGAUUCAGGUUUAGAUCAUCCGAUUGGCGGAAAUGCUCACAUUAACAUAGAUGAAAGAUAUGAGAAACUCUUGAGCAAUUAUGCUAAGCAAGCCUUGCAAGUAUACAAUGACCAAAAAAAUGCGAGUUAUGAGCUUGAUCACCUUGUCAAGGCUAGUAGCCAUGGUGUUGCUGGCAUGAUGUAUUACAUUACUUUUACUGCACACUCUGGAGAUAAUGCGCCUCAAACCUUUGACGCUAGAGUAUGGUUAAAAAUAAUGAAUUUUGGAACAGAAAUCACGUUUUGUGAGAUGGCAACUGAUUAA
This is a messenger RNA of Arachis duranensis, 580 nucleotides long. RefSeq lists its product as uncharacterized. Lineage: Eukaryota; Viridiplantae; Streptophyta; Magnoliopsida; Fabales; Fabaceae. The transcript is spliced from 2 exons. The coding region runs from base 71 to 580 and encodes 169 amino acids. The record is from RefSeq and is a predicted model, not a curated record. Gene Ontology annotation, molecular function: cysteine-type endopeptidase inhibitor activity.